UAAAGAUUUAGAAAGACUACUAUAUUUCAAUUUAAAAUUAUAUUUAUUAAUUAAAAUUUAUUUCAAUUCUAAAAUAUUGAUUAUGAAACAAAAAUAAAUUCCAAAAUGUACAAUAUAUUGAAUAAUAUUUAAAUACAUACAAAUUUGAUAUUUACAUAAUUAAAAUCACAUUCUAAUUGUCCAUUGAGCAUGCCUAAUUUAGUUAUUUGUCCCCUCAAUAACAUCCAGCACUGAAUCAGUGAGAACGGCUACUAUGCUCAUUCACAUUGUUGGAUCCCACAGCCCGUGCACUGCUUCCAGCCUGCAACACACCCCAUACUUCAUUAAUAUUUUCAACUCUAGCUUCUACUAUUCCCGGUAUGUAGUGAAACCCUUCAGAAGCUUGUUUAAUCUCCAAUCUGAAAACAAAAAAAAAGUUAGAGGAGAUUAACUUGAAGAAAACAUCAAUGUAUUUAAAAUGAAAGUAGGGGAUAAUGAAUAUAUACUUCUUUGAUGAAGAUGGAGAUGAUGUAGACAAAAGGCCGCUAAUCUGCUCGUUAUAAACUUAAGUACACUGACAGAUAUAUCAUACGUGAACAUAUCACUCCUCUCCUUUGAAAUUUUAAACAAAGGAUUAACCUAACAAGGCAAGCGAUGCAUGUAUUAUAUAUAUGUGAAUCAAAUGUAUAAGGAGAGACUCACAUUUGAGUUGCUAUCAACUUUGAUAUCUGUGGUAAUCUUUUUGCUCUUAAGCUUAAUAUUAAGAUCAGCCACAAAUCGACCUCCUUUCUUUGACCCUGAUGAGGUUAUGGCCUGUAAAAUUUACAAUAGAAGAUAUCACCUAUGAAUAUGCUAAAACACACACAUGACCUUAAAACAACUCCAACAAUUAUCCUGAAUAGUUCAUAAAUUAGACCUUAAUAUACUCUAAUGAGUCAAACAGUCUCAUUAAGCAUGCUCUGCCGCAGUAGACAUCUAUUCACAAUCAAAGCUAAGUCACGGUAGAUGUAGAAUUUGUAGCUUUCCAUAAAUCCACAACAAUUAGGCUUUAAUGAGAAAAACCUAGCAACAUGUACAUUUACUUAACAGAUCCGAUUGAAACUAGAAGGAAACUUACAACUCCAGUUGGCGAUUGGGUAGUGAAAAGAGACAUUGCAGAUAUAGCAGAUAUCGCCGGAGUCGCUGCCCAGAAGCCGUCGCCGGCAUGCCGUCUAGACGCCGUCGCUGCUAUUUUCGCCGGAGCCGAGGAGGCUCGCUGGACUCCCCACUGUUUCGCCGGAAAAGAUGGAGGCCACUCCCCCCCUUGUCGACGCUGUUACCCUCGUCGCCGGUGGAGAUCAUCACCACCACCCCUAUGUCUGACCGGAAAUUCUCCGCCAAAGAUGGAGGUCGCCCUCCGGUGGAGACCAUUCGUUGCCGUCGACUGGCCUCGCGACAUCGCCCUUCCCCGUCGCUGCUGGACUUCGCCGGAACAGAGGGAGUCGCCGGAGGCUGCUGCCCUCAUCCAAUUCGUUGCCUCUGUCCGUGUUGCUUGCGUCAUCGUUGGUCGCAGAUGCAAGGGGGGCCGUCGGCGAUGUCGUGGUGGCGGGGGAUGGUGAUCGGAGCUCGUCGGAGAAGGAAAACAAAUUAGGUCUAGUGGCGGCGUGUCUCGAUCGGGGAAGAAGGAGGCCCAAAACUAACGCGUGAAAAGAGUAUAUAUAUGCCUAGGGUUUUGCUCUCAGUAAUUUAAAAUAACGUGUCUGAGUAAAACACACUUUUCGUG
Molecule: messenger RNA, 1741 nt
Organism: Cuscuta campestris
Lineage: Eukaryota; Viridiplantae; Streptophyta; Magnoliopsida; Solanales; Convolvulaceae
Source: the annotation of a GenBank genome assembly